Lactuca saligna is the source of this 1649-nucleotide messenger RNA. The record is from the annotation of a GenBank genome assembly. Lineage: Eukaryota; Viridiplantae; Streptophyta; Magnoliopsida; Asterales; Asteraceae.
AUGGUGUUGAGAGUAGAGAAUACAGCAGAGUCGGAUUCUACUAGAAAGGGAUCGAUCUUGGCUGCUGAAGUGGGUUCGAUUUUACCAGAAAAUAGGGGAGAUAAUGGCGGCUGCUCAGGGGUUAUUACGAGAGAUAGCUGCUACAGGGUUGACGACGAGAGAUUGAGUCGACUAUUGUUGUAUUGGAGAAUAAUUAGAAUGGGAUUUUGGGGGCUGUUGGGGGUGGCAUCGAUGCCGAUAUUGCAGGUGUUGAUCAUAAGUGCAAUCGGAGCUUUCAUGGCUACUGAUUACCUCAACCUACUUCCCAGCAACACUCGAAACUCACUUAACAAGAUUGUGUUUGUGGUAUUUACGCCUUCACUUAUUUUUACAAGCCUUGUGGAGAGUGUCACCUUUCAAGACAUCAUCUCAAUGUGGUUUAUGCCAAUAAAUAUAGGAAUAACAUUUUUAUGUGGAGGAAUAUUGGGAUGGAUAGCAGUAAAACUAAUCAAACCAAAGCCUCAUUUAGAAGGCCUCAUCAUGGCUAUGUGUUCAACAGGAAACUAUGCAAAUCUUCUGGUGAUAAUGGUUCCUGCAAUCUGCACAGAUAAUGGCAGCCCAUUCGGUGAUCAUGUCAUCUGUAAGGCUAAGGCUCUCUCUUAUGCAUCAUUCUCCAUGGCUUGGGGUAGCUUCUACACAUGGACAUGUACAUACCAAAUGAUGCAAGCCUCAGCUUUGAAGUACAACGCAAUAAAAGAAACCGAGGAAUUGUCAAAUCAUGCAAAUCAAAACACUCAUAUACUCGAUACAAAUAAUGAUCAUAUUGAUCAAAUCAUGCCUUCAUCAAAUUUGACUAGUCAAGAUAUAGAAAACCAAUGUAUUGUGCAACAAACGUCAGUAGGGAAUGUAAAGAAGAAAGAUGGAUCGAUUUCAGAUAAAUUAGUAGCAAUGUUGAAGAAAAUAGUAAAUCAACUACUAGCUCCACCAACCCUUGGCUCUUUUGCAGGACUCAUUAUUGGUGCAAUCCCAUGGAUAAAACAUCUUUUAACUGGCGAAAAAGCUCCUUUAAGGGUGAUUCAAGACUCAAUGAUAUUACUCGGAGCUGGAACCAUACCUUGUUUGACUCUUAUACUAGGAGGCAACCUCACACAAGGUCUACGAAAGGCGAGCGUGGGGCCCACAAUCAUUAUCACGGUUAUGUUAGUGAGAUUCGUGUUGUUGAUAAUGUUUGCUCUGCCACCUGGCGUCAAUAUCAGUACAAUGGCUGAAUUGUUUAGUGUUGGGCAAGAAGAGUGUGCAAUGUUGAUGAUGUGGACUUAUUUGGCUGCUGCUUUUGCUCUUACAACUUGGUCAUCUGUUUACAUGUGGAUUUUAUCUUGAAAUUUUUGUACCUUUUAAUUUGUUGUAUGUUAUGUUUGAUUUUGUAUUUCGAUUUUCAAUAUCUAGCUAAUUGAUUAAAAAAGUUGUUUAGCACCAUUUUAGUCCACAUAUGUGAGCUCUUGUGCACUUAGUAGCCACAUAUGACCACAUUUGAAGGUCAAUUUAGUCAAUCAUGCCGCCACUUUUCUAUUUUUAGUGUUUUUAAUCAUUUAAACGUAUGUGCUUUUGAAUAAAAAAUUUUGAAUAUGUGAUAUGAAUAUCUUAUGACAAAAGUAACAUAAAUAAUAGAC